Messenger RNA from Oryzias melastigma (Indian medaka), 1069 nucleotides. RefSeq names its product mediator of RNA polymerase II transcription, subunit 18 homolog (yeast) (gene med18). Gene Ontology annotation, cellular component: mediator complex; core mediator complex. The coding region runs from base 366 to 995 and encodes 209 amino acids. The record is from RefSeq and is a predicted model, not a curated record. Gene Ontology annotation, biological process: regulation of transcription by RNA polymerase II; termination of RNA polymerase II transcription. The transcript is spliced from 3 exons. Gene Ontology annotation, molecular function: transcription coregulator activity. Lineage: Eukaryota; Metazoa; Chordata; Actinopteri; Beloniformes; Adrianichthyidae.
GCAGUAGAGGGCUGUAAAACGGGAUUAAACGCGACGUUUGAAAAAGCAGAGAAAGAACAUGGGCGCCUUUGUUUUCUGAUUAGCAUCACAGUUUUAUUAGUUUUAGAACGGUUUAAAUAUAUAUUUAAAUAACUCUGACUUUAAUAAAAGUGCAGCACGACUGCUUAAAGUAAGUGGUUAGCUCAACUCGUGAUUUGGCUAAUUCCAUGUAUGCUAACUGGAAACUGCUACUACUAGCCGUGUGGAUUAAGCUAACCAGUGAAGUGGGGGGCUGCGGAUGAUAUAAACCACAUAUAGUUAAAAAUUAUAUUAACUUUUGCUAGAUAUAACUCCGCUUUGGACUCUUACGUUUGAUCAGGGAGAGGAUGGAAGCUCCUCCAGUCACUGUUAUGCCCGUCACCGGCGGUGCCAUCAACAUGAUGGAAUAUCUGUUACAAGGCAGUGUUUUAGAUCAGGCUCUGGAGAGCCUCCUGCAUCGCCUGCGUGGUCUCUGCGACAACAUGGAGCCAGAGACUUUCACAGACCACGAGCUGGUUUACCUUUUGAAAGGCCAGCAAGGAAACCCCUUCAUUCUACGUGCCAGACGCUCGCUCUCCCACCCAAACGCUCCGUGGCACCUGCGGUAUCUAGGCCAACCUGAAGUGGGAGACAAGAGCCGCCAUGCUCUGGUCCGGAACUGCGUCGAUGUGGCCGCCUCUCAAAGCCUUCCGGAUUUCCUCAACGAGAUGGGCUUCCGCAUGGACCACGAGUUUGUGGCCAGCGGUCACAUAUUUCGCAAAGGAGCGAUGAAAGUUGUGGUCAGCAAAGUCUCACGCAUCCUAGUACCAGGAAACACGGAAAAUACAGAGCGAAUGUCGCUGUCGUAUUUAGUUGAACUGAGCAUUUUGGCUCCGGCCGGACAGGACACCGUGUCAGAAGACAUGCGCAGCUUUGCUGAGCAGCUCAAACCUCUGAUUCAUCUGGAGAAGAUCGACCCAAGCAAGCAGAGACAUUAACCUUUUGUGUUUUCAUUUCCAAUUCAAUGAUGUUUUUAAUACAGAUUUACUUUGCUUAAACUGUUGUAGUUGUG